AUGGAAGAGGAUCAAAGCAGCACUCCCAUGGAUCUCAGCAGCACUCCGGCUUGGGAGAAGGACAAGUAUAUAGAGGAUCACCUUCUUCCUGACACUACAUUUCUUACUGGGGUCAGAGCAGACAUCGACUUCAUAAGUGCUUUCCUGAAGGAGAGAUGCUUCCAACGUGCCCCCCACCCUGUGAGGGUCUCCAGGGUUGUGAUGGGCGGCUCCUAUGAUGAACACACUAUGCUCAAGGGCAGGUCAGAGCCCAACAUGGUGGUGUUCUUUAACAAUCUCACCAGAUUUGAAGAUCAGUUAAACUGGCAUGGAGAGUUCCUUGAGGAGAUUCAGAAACACCUGUGCCAGUUGCAGCAAGAGAAACAAUUUAAAGUGAAGUUUGAGUUCCAGAGCUCAGAGCAGCCCCACUCCAGGUCUCUGAGCUGUAAGCUGAGCACCCCUGAGCUCCAGCAGGAGAUGGAAUUUGAUGUGCAGCCAGCCUACGAUGUCCUGUAUGAACUGAGAGACAACAAGUUCACUGAACCCCAAUUAUACAACCAAAUCUACACCCAACUUAUCCACGAGUGCACCACCCUGGAGAAGGAGGGUGAAUUUUACAUCUGCUUCAUAGACCUCCAUCAAAACUUCCUGAAGCAUCGUGCAACCAAGCUGAAGAAUCUCAUCCGUCUGGUCAAGCACUGGUAUCAACUGUAUAAAGAAAGGCUGGGGAAGCCGCUGCCCCCACAGUACGCCCUGGAGCUGCUCACAAUCUGUGUCUGGGAACGGAACGUAAAUGAAAAUCAACAUGAAACAACUAUAGCCAAGGGCUUCCUGAUCAUCUUAGAACUGGUUGUCGAUCACAAGUUUCUUCUAAUCUACUGGACAUGGUAUUAUGGUUUUCUUCAUCAAGAAGUCUCUGACUACCUGAACGGACAGCUCCAAAAAGACAGGCCUGUGAUCCUGGACCCGACUGACCCAACAAGGAACGUGGCUGGUUCAAACUUAGAGGCCUGGCACCUUCUGGCAGAAAUGGCUGAGUCCUGGACGCAUUUCUCUUGCUUUAAGAACCAUGAUAUGUCCUGGAUGUCCACCUGGGAUUUAUCGACAGAGAAUAAAAAAUGUGUCAUCUUGUGA
Molecule: messenger RNA, 1113 nt
Organism: Arvicanthis niloticus (Nile rat)
Lineage: Eukaryota; Metazoa; Chordata; Mammalia; Rodentia; Muridae
Source: RefSeq, a predicted model, not a curated record